This is a messenger RNA of Capronia coronata CBS 617.96, 1071 nucleotides long. RefSeq lists its product as uncharacterized. The transcript has a single exon. Bases 1 to 1071 code for a protein of 356 amino acids. Lineage: Eukaryota; Fungi; Ascomycota; Eurotiomycetes; Chaetothyriales; Herpotrichiellaceae. The record is from RefSeq and is a predicted model, not a curated record. Gene Ontology annotation, molecular function: D-amino-acid oxidase activity; FAD binding.
AUGUCUCCAUUUCAAGAAGACCCCAUCAUCGUGAUUGGAGCAGGGGUGACAGGCCUCUCGGUGGCGACGCUGCUGCAAUCCCAGUAUCCAGAGAUACGCAUCACCAUCAUCGCAGCCGAGACCCCGACCACAACCUCCCCCUCGGCAGACUAUGCGUCGAUGUGGGCAGGGGCACACUAUCGCCCGAUUGCCGGAUCCACGGCUCAACUCAAGCAAGAAGCGGAGAUGGCACAGCGGACAGCAAAGGUGAUGCGACGGAUUGCACAGGAGAGUCCCGAGGCUGGCGUGGCGUUCCUGCAGGGCGUUGAAUAUCUGGAAGACCCGCCGGAGGAGAUCCUGCGUCUGAAGACCGGGGAUGUGUAUGCCUCGACAAAUGAUGAGUUCCGUGUCCUCGAGCAUGCGGAACUGCCUUUCGGGGCAAAAUGGGGUUGCGAAUACCGCACCUGGUGUGUCAACGUGCAGCCUUACUGCCAGUGGCUUCUGGAUCGCUUCAUCACAAAUGGCGGCCAACUCAUCGGCCACCGAUUGUCGAGCGCCGCGGACGCCUUCGACUUUGCUCGGCAGAUAGGACUGGGUAGAGUGAAGAUCAUCGUCAACUGUUCCGGUCGCAACUUCGACCAGGAUCCAAAGGUGAAGAUCAUCCGCGGUCAGACUGUGCUGGUGAAGCAGCGAUACAGCAAGACAGUGACGCGGCAGAAUCGCGAUGGGACUUGGACGUUCCUUAUCCCUCGUCCGAACGGGGGUGGCACCAUCGUAGGCGGCACGAAGGAGAUUGGGGAUCCGGAGACACGGCCCCGGCCGGAAACCCGACAAAAGUUGCUUGAGCAAGCUGCCCAAGCAUACCCUGACUUCGUCGACUCGGUUGACAAGUUCGAGGUGUUAAAAGAGAAUGUCGGGAGAAGACCAUGGCGGGAAGGCGGGUUCCGAAUCGAGACUGAGUCGGUUGCUCCUGGCCAGAGAAUCGUCCAUGGGUACGGCGGCGGCGGCCGGGGAUACGAGUUGAGCUGGGGUGCCGCUGAGAGGAUUGUUGAGCUCGUCAAAGCAUCCGCUCCAGCCAAAGCCCGAUUAUAG